AUGAAACAUAAAUAUCAACAAACAAAAUUAACGACAUUAUUGUCAAUCAUUGCAGUAAUAUUAUUAUGUCAAGAUGAUUUUAAUUAUUAUUCAAAUAGGUUGAUUGGUCUAUUCAAUCAUCACUAUCAUCAUCAGCAGCAGCAGAUAAAUAUACAACAGAUAAUAGCGUCACAGACAAAGAGUAUUACUAGUUAUAGUUCAUUGUUUGUAGAGGCAGUUGGACAAUGUGAAACAUUGGGACCUGAUUCAUGUCUCACAGCCUAUCCAGAUUGUAUGAUCAUACCUCUAAGAGGUUGUUGUUUUGGUAUCGGAUCGAUAUGUGUCAGUGCAACAUACAACUAUGCAAGAGAUCCAGCUGCUGGAAAUAUUACAAAAUGUCUACGUAACCUUGUCACUAAUCAAGUGUAUCAGUUGGACUAUGACUUUCAAAAUAUAUCUGGUUAUGCAAUUUAUGAUCCUAUUGUUGAGGAUUGUGAAUCUGCGAAAUGUGAACAAAAGAACUUGGAUUGUAAAAUGAUGUCUGGUCAAUGUGAGAACCCUACUUUAAAGUGUUGUAGCCCUGCUCCUGUUUGUUUUGAAAAGAAAUUGGCAAGAGGAGAAUGUGAUAAUAAUUGUAAAGAUGGAUUCAUUUGCAAAAUUGUCAACGAUGUCAAUACUUGUCUUCCAACAUCAUGUGAUUAUCUAGUAUGUGAUAUAUACAGUGAAUGCUAUGAGCUCGAAGAUUUAAAUAUAGCUGCUUGUUAUUUAAAAUUAAAUAGUUUGCCUAUAAAGCCUGGAUGCAAAGAUACACCAUGUCCACCUGGUUUCCAAUGUUCACAUGGUAUAUUUACAGAUUAUGAUUGUGUACCACUACACAAUGAUGUUUUCCAUGGACCGAAUGGAUGUGCAUUAUGUCCACCUGGAUUUACUUGUGAUGAAUUUGGAUGGGGUACAUUAUGUACAGAAUGGUCAUUUAAUAAUCCAGUGGAUGGUGAUGAUUGCUUUGGAAGUAAAUGUUUGUUUAAACAGCAUUGCAAUCAAACAACACAACGAUGUGAAUUCUCUAGAUGUAGAGAUGACCCUAGUUUGUGUAAAGGUGGAAUGCAAUGUAUUCAAUUUGAUGUAACACAUCCUCGUGUAUGUGCAACAACUUCGAUCAUACCUGUGAGUGAGUAUUCUGCUUGGGCAAAUCAAUUCCCUUUUGUCUCUUCGGCACCUGGAUUUGAUGCUCCACCAGAGACAUUAAAUCGUGUCGUAGAAGAGCUCAAGAGUCUCAACGCUGCUCAGUCAAGGCGUGUCAUCCAAGAGGAGCAUGGGUUUGACAAAAAGAUUCAAGGAGUACCACAAGAGUCGGAUAUGCUAGCGAGAAUGAAGAAAUUACAGGAUGAAUUUAAUCACCAUAUCGGUGGUCAAUCAAAUAAUGACCCUAUUACAUUUAGUACACAUGAAAAUGACAAUGAUCAACAUUUCAAUCCACCAUCGCCACCGCGACAACAAACUAGACAACAACAUUUCAAACAAGAGGAACAAAUAUUUAAUCAAAUUCAACAGAAAUUACAAUCUAUGCGCCAACAACAAGAAAGAGAGGAUAGACAACAGGAUCUGGCAGAUCAUAACAAUCUUCAUUUUAAUAGGCCACGAUAA
Messenger RNA from Cavenderia fasciculata, 1623 nucleotides. RefSeq names its product Phosphatidylinositol 3-kinase 3. The record is from RefSeq and is a predicted model, not a curated record. NCBI's taxonomy places the organism in Eukaryota, Evosea, Eumycetozoa, Acytosteliales, Cavenderiaceae. The coding region runs from base 1 to 1623 and encodes 540 amino acids. The transcript has 5 exons.